This is a messenger RNA of Homarus americanus (American lobster), 2070 nucleotides long. Its product is annotated as adhesive plaque matrix protein-like. Gene Ontology annotation, cellular component: extracellular matrix. The transcript is spliced from 3 exons. The record is from RefSeq and is a predicted model, not a curated record. NCBI's taxonomy places the organism in Eukaryota, Metazoa, Arthropoda, Malacostraca, Decapoda, Nephropidae. Bases 28 to 732 code for a protein of 234 amino acids.
CGACACUCACUUGCCUGACGCCACAGUAUGAGGAUCUCCGAGGUGUUGUUUCUGGUGAUGAUCGUGGUGGUGGGAGUGAUGGGCAAGGCCGUGCAUCACCGCCCUACUGGCAGCCCUUACCACCCUACCACUUACAAGCCCCACUAUGAGCCCACGCCCAUCUACACCCCAUCAUAUACGCCAAAGCCUACAUAUACUCCGGCCUAUACACCCAAACCCACCUAUGCACCACGACCAACCUACUCCCCUUACAAGCCUGAACCACUCUACAAGCCCGUCUAUACUCCUAAACCUGUCUACAAGCCGGAGCCCGUCUACACGCCCGAGCCUGUCUACACUCCUAAGCCCGUCUACACACCCUCGUACAAGCCUGCCCCAGUAUACCAUGAUGGACCUACAAAAUACGAUUUUGGGUAUGGUGUGGCUGACAACUACCACGGCACAAACUUUGGUCACUCAGAAAAGCGAGAGGGCUACCGGACUGAAGGCCAGUACUUUGUGGAUCUCCCCGACGGUCGCCGCAUGAUUGUCAAGUAUUACUCUGAUGAGACCGGCUAUCACCCCACAAUCACUUACGAAGGAACGCCGACCUACCCAGAGCACAAGCCAGUAUACAAGCCAAGACCCACUUAUAAGCCUGAACCAAGCUACAGACAUGAACCUGUGUACAAGCCUAGACCAACCUACCAUCCUGCAGCGCACCAUGAACCUCUCUAUGGAUCACAUUAUUAAGAAAUUAUUAUUUUUAACUUGUCAACUCUACUAGCCUAGUCUCUCAUAACAGUGAAAGAUAAUAAUUAUUUAACAAUAGAGUUUAGUAACAGUGACAAAUGAACACAUUCAUAUCUAACUAAAAUAACCCUGGGAGUUGUGACCCUGCCUCACCAGCUGUUCCUACCCUGUGGGGCGGAGUUAAGAAGGGCAUCCAGCCAUAAAACUUUGCUUCAACAUGCAUGCACCCAUCCCCUGGUCCCAGCUGUAUUUUCUGGGUUGACGAACUGGGUUUGUGAAGGUGAGUGGGGAUGGGGGGGGGGGGGACAUCCCAUUCUUGCUUUACCUAACAAUUGCAAUCAGGUGAUCAUGGCUGACCCACACAAGGGUGAAAUAUGACCAUAAACAAUGAUGAUAAUAUAUGUUUUAAAUAUAAUAUUGUAUUUAUUUCUCAGAAAAAUCUGAUGUAACAUUUCUUACAUAAAGUGACCACUAUUUAUAUUCUACAUUCCUCUAAUAAGUUCAUUAACCCCUGACUUUCAAUCCACACAUACUGUAUUGAUAAGAGUGAUUAAACUAUCAAAGGUUCAUUCAUUAAUCUUCUGGUAUCUGUGCAAAAAGGCUCAAAUGUCUGAUUAAUAGUUUAUAUCCUACUAAAGUCAUCCUUCAUAUAUAUGUGAAUGUUUAAUUUAUUGUGUGAACUUAAGGACCAGAGAAGCUUCCCUUGUCUACAUCAAAGUGUGCAAGUAAAUUAAAUUUCAAAACCAAAUUUGUUAAUCCUGUGCCUAAUUUUACUAAAAACUUACUUCUGCUAAGUUUCUUGUUUAAAUCGAAUUUUGGCCUUUAAAAAAUAUCUAUACGUAACAGUUUCAUUGCUGAGCUGAAUAUUCUUCACAAUAUCAAACUUUGAGAGAUAUUUACCAGUACAGUAUCUCUGCUGCAUGAUAACACUCAUGCUGCCAUACACAAUAAACUGUCUAACCCCCUUAACUACAGGAACACCAAUUUUAAUACAGUACCCCUGUAUAUUAUUUGGCUAACACCAGACAAUUUCAUUCAUGUCAGAGGGAAGCCCAUACACAAGGGGUUAUCAUCUUAUUAUUGUAAUUGCCAUGGAAGAAUGUCUGAGUUACAAUUAAAUAAUUUAAAGUUUCAUGUCAAAAGAUAGGUUGGAUGCUGAUAGGAACAACAGUACAGUCUGUUUUACUAACACACUAAUUUAACUAUCCAACUAAUAUAUUGUACACUACUGUAUUAGUAUUUGAAUCAUAACAAUAAAGUAGGACUCUGGUAGGGUGUGUAUGGUACAGUAUAUAUAACAAAGUCUGAAAGUCUCUGUAAUAAAGCAAAUCCAUAUUG